Messenger RNA from Tachysurus fulvidraco (yellow catfish), 7745 nucleotides. RefSeq lists its product as uncharacterized. Bases 292 to 3756 code for a protein of 1154 amino acids. Lineage: Eukaryota; Metazoa; Chordata; Actinopteri; Siluriformes; Bagridae. Gene Ontology annotation, cellular component: actin cytoskeleton; postsynaptic density; cytoplasm. The record is from RefSeq and is a predicted model, not a curated record. Gene Ontology annotation, biological process: regulation of dendritic spine morphogenesis. The transcript has 21 exons.
UGCAGACUUGAAGCACCCCCCCUUCCAGUAGAAUGGGCUUGAAGCUUUGACACACAUACACACACACACACACGGGCACCACGUUGACCAGCAGACAACCCGGUGCUCCUUGGUUUCCUAGAACCGACAGAUCCGAGUGACAGAUGGAAGACAAGUGGGGGGAAAAUAGAGGAGGAUGGAGACUAGAAGGCAAAGCAUGAAAAGAGACAAGGCUGUGUGACAACGGAGGGAUCAGUCGGAGGAGAGGAAACCGCAGCUCGAGCAGAUCUGGCCAGGUGAGACGAAGAUAGGAUGAUACGAGGGGAGCAUGGAGAAUACCAACGUCAGUACCACACGCUGGGCAACGCGGCCCGCCGCUUCUCCAAUCCAGACGUUGAGGCGAUGGCCAAGAUACAUGCUGCGGAUGCUGAGAGACAGCGGGGCAAAUAUCCACCACAGCAUGCUGCUACCCUCGUCAGUGCCAACUGUUCACGCCAGCAGCAACCACAUUACUGGAGCUUUAAGGCGAGGACUCCGCGUGCCAGCAGUGGAGGUCAUCAGUCUCUUGCUGAUCAGGGAGGAGGCCGGUCGUUAUACGCCUCGGCAGAGAAUCUAGAGACCAUGGGCGACGCUGAUCUUGCUCUUGGCUUCAGCCGCUCCAACCGCCUCCGACAGAGCCUGCCGCUUGCCCGCUCUCCCAGCCAGAACAAGUUCCGCCCACCAGGCGUUUUGUUCCUGCAGUUUGGCGAUGAGACACGGCGUGUUCACCUCAGCCACGAGCUGAGCAGCAUGGAGACACUGCAUGCACUGAUUGUGCACGUCUUCCCUCAGCAGCUGAACAUGAGUGCACUCCGCUCGCCCGCUACCGCCAUCCUCAUCAAGGACGAGGCGCGCAACGUCUUCUACGAGCUGGAUGACCCUCGCCGGAUCCACGACCGCUGCGUCCUGAAGAUCUACUGCCGAGAUGGCGCGUUCACCACUCACCACCACGCGCAUCAUGGCCACGUCACUAACGGAGACCUGAGGAGGGAGCUAGCGUACACAUCGCGUGAAUCUUCUCCCACUCGCCGCUUGAACCCUUCAUCGUCCUCUCCGUCGGCUUCCCCGUCCCGCCCACACUCCCGCCUUGCUUAUGCAUCUGUUCGGCCUUCGUCGUACGCUGGUCCACCCCCUUCCCCUCAGCCCCACCCUUACCAGCACCAGAACCCCAACCAUCCUGCCUUCUGCCCCUCCCCCAGUGCCAUCCUGGAGCGACGUGACGUCAGACCGGACGAGGAGGCACCAGCAUCACCAUCAAAGAGCGUGGUGCUCCUAAAGAACGAGGCGGCGUAUGCCGAUCCGUAUGCACUCGUCCAUGGUGUGGCUUCAGCCCAGUCACUUGCUUUCCGACGUGGUUCGCUGCGGUCCCUGAGUCCUUAUUCAGCAGCUGCUCUGCAUUGCGAACUAGACGCUGCCCUCUACAGACCUGGAGGGCCACUUUAUGGAGAGCCUUAUGGCCCGAUGGGCUUCCGAACUUUACCACCUGCAUCACCACAGAAGCUGGAGCCGUACAGGGGUCACUCGGGUCGGGGAUCACCGGGAAGGCAAGGCUUUCGAAAAGAUGGGGCGGUGUACGUUGAGGGUCAUAAAGCACGAGUCGGGGGCCCUCUGCUAGACCAGAUGUGUGUGAUGGGUGGAGCAGGUGGGGAGGGAGUGGCACUGGCAGGAUAUGAAACCGACACGAGGGAGCGAAUGGAGGCCAUGGAGAAGCAGAUAGCCAGUUUGACCGGUCUGGUCCAGAGUGUCCUUACCCGUGCCCCCGACAGUCCCGACAAGGCAGAAACAGCAAGCGACUGCUCAGCACCUGAAACUGGCAGGUCUAUUAAAGGAAAAGCCACGACUCCCUCGGCUCCUCUGGCCCUGAUGCCACCGCCGCCCACUGGCAUGUCUCAACCGAUUACGAUGUCUCGUUCCCAAAUGCAGCUGCAUCUUAGUGACUUGCAACGGAGUACUCUGGAACUACGCAAGCAGCUUUCACAGUUACGCAAAAUACAGGUGCAGAAUCAGGACUCUGUGCACACUUUGCUGAGGCAAGCAGAGGCCGAUUUGGGUCUCUGCCUGAUCGAAGCAUCUCGGAUGCAAGAAGAUCCUCUGCAACGCCAGCGCCUCCUAGUGGAGGAAGAGAGGCUGCGCUAUCUCAAUGAAGAGGAACUGAUUAUACAGCAGCUACAUGACCUGGAACGUUCAGUGGAGGAAAUGAAGACAGGGGCAGGGUUAAACCAUCGCUUGGUAACAGAACAGGAAGUGGAACAGAAAACUCAAGAGCUCGAGAAGCUCGGAGAGACACUGACCAAACUUAAGAAUCAAUUCCCGACGCUGCAAAGUAAAAUGCGCGUGGUGCUGCGAGUCGAGGUCGAGGCAGUGAAGUUUCUGAAGGAGGAACCGCUGAGGCUCGAUGCUUUACUGAAACGCUGCAGAAACAUGACAGAUACACUCACAUUGCUCAGGAGGCAGGUAUCCGAAGGCUUAUGGAAGACUCCAGAAGACUUCAGCAGCUGCAGCGAUAUAGAUUUCACAAAGAGCUGUGAUCUGGACAUUCUAACCAGCCCUUCUCUGACCAGUCUUCCUGACUUCACAGGCAAUUUAACAAGCUCUAGUGGUCUGUCAGGCUCCUUGACGACAAACUCUGCUAACAUAGGUUCUGGUGCCAGUCUGUCUAGUGCUCUUGGCACCAGUCUGGGCUCGAGUAUGAGUGGUGCUACAGGUUUAGCAGGCACUACCACUCUUGGGAACUGGCUGGCUAGCACAGGAGUUGUGGACAGCAGCAUACCCGAGCAGGAUGGCACCUCAGCGGGAACACUUAAGAGCCGUGGCAUUGAGGAUCUGCCUACACGGAGAGAAACGGACAAAGGGGUGUCCGUGGAAGUCCGUCUGGCAGCAGAGCGUGAUUGGGAAGAAAAGCGGGCAAGUUUAACCCAGUUUAGUGCCCAGGACAUAAAUCGUCUCCUGGAGGAGACACAAGCAGAGCUGAUGAAGGCCAUUCCAGAUCUGGAUUUUGCUGCCAAGCAGAUCUCCAAACCUGCUGUUCCCCCAAAACCACAGCUCUCUUCUUUACCCAAGCCUGCCUCACCAUCCUCCACACCCAGCUGUACACCUGAACACCAACCGGGAAAGCCGCCACCUAAACCAGCUGGCAAGGAUGGCAUUCAAAGAAGAGAAUCAGGGGAGUUGACUGUUCCGAGGUAUAGAACAGAGAAGCCGUCCAAGUCUCCACCACCUCCACCACCACGCCGCAGCUUCCCAUCGGGGCACAGGCUCACGACCAACAGCAGCGGAGAGGUCAUCAUUGUUAACAAGGGUGUUAAUAAACCGGAAAAGAACGAUAACUGUGAGGAGUCAGAUUCACUAGUCCAGUCUCAAACACAACCUGUUAAACUCAGACGACCUUCGGCCUCUGACGGGCCUCGACCCUCCUCCACGCCGCCAGUUAUUUCUGCUUCUGGGAUGAAAGACGAUGAGGAUGAGGAGGAGAAGAUCAUGGCAGAGCUUGAGAUCUUCCAGCCAGCACUGGUAAGGCCCGUCACAGCCAAGUCCAUCAAGCUCCCACACUCCACCAGUCCCGAGAGCAGCGAUCAGACUUUGGGUCAGUGGACAUGCAGCAGUUUGUGGUUAGAGAACGCAGGAACUCCUCAAGGGACGGGUAAGACGUCGUCGUCUCGUCUGAAACAGCUGCAGCAGAGCAGUCUGGAGCGGAAAAACAGGAAGCAGCGCGAGCAGCAAGGCCAGCAGCAGGCAUAACCGAAUGCUGUGCUUCAUGCCCUGAAGAAAGGAAAUAAAAUUUUGAUUAAGGCCUAUUCUUUUUCAAAUAAAUUUAAACUUUUUUCAAACCUAUCCUACUAGAUCUAAUAUACAGAUUUGCACUUUUUGUUUCCUGAGGCAUAACCCUUUUUGCAAGUCAAUUCCCGUUUCCCUUUCUAGCCAAUCACAGCCUCUUUUUCUCCUUACUGGCAUGUUGCCAUUAAUUUCAGCCAAUCUCUGUCCUUCGCUCUGUCCUCCCCUGAGAUCUGAUCCUAUCCAAGGUGAUUAUACCAUGAAGGUGAACCGCGAGGACGACGCAUGCACCGGACCCUGAGUAGGAAACUGAACGUCAGGCUUGAACAUGUUAUAAUACAUUAGGGUAAGUUAGAGUAAUUAAAUGUAAUAAUGUAUCACUGUAUGUACAGGUAAAUAACAUCAACAUCAGCACCAUGGGGUAUUUAAUCUGUAGCCCAUACGCAGGUGUGCAGUGAGCAAAUGUAAAUUUGUGUAUCGGGAUCAAUUCACACUUCAUACAAGCAAAAAGAUUUAACAAAAUGCUGUGUUUUUUUUUUCAUUCGAUUUCUUUAGUUUUGCUCUGGAGCUGCAAGUCUAUAGCUAACAUAAUAUAACUAAUAAAAUAUCUAACCUUCACUAAUAGUCUCUCACCCCUUUAACUUCUUCAAAAAAUAAUGAUUAGACUCUUCCUGUACUCUAGUAAUAAAAAAACAUGUUAUAAUAAUAAUAAUAAUAAUAAUAAUAAUAAUAAUAAUAAUAAUAAUAAUAAUAAUGUCACCACCUGGAAGUUUAUGGAUUUCCUUUAAAAUAUUUAAGGACGAAUAAACAUUGUACGCUUGUACUUUUCUAUGAUGUAACUGUGGAACAUCGACACCAAGUCAUUUAUGCUACAGAAAGCUAUAAACUCUCAAGUGAACAGCUACAAUUUAACAAACAGUUUAUCAUGUUACAGAGAAACCGGAAAGCACAACCUUCUCUGCCCUGAAGAUUUUCCUGAAGCAUACAAGUCAAAUAAAAAUCUCCUUUCAGCCAGUUUGUUAAAUGUCUACUAAACAAGUAGUUUUAUUUAUGUUUUUGAACUGUUGAAACUGCAAACGUAUGAAACGUCUUGCAGAAGACUUGCGGAAAAUCGCAAAACUUUGUAAUUUCGAAAAAAUUGCUUAAUUUCAAAAUUCUGGAAUCUGUCAAUAUUGACUUGAAAAUUGCUGCUGUAGAAAAUGGUUUAACAACUUUCUGACCGAUUCACAAUCCAGUAAUCACAAUAAAAAAUUUUCAGGCUUCCAAUAUAAAUCCCGAAUUACAUUUUGGAUCCGGGACACGGAUGUUGUGCUUUAAACCAUCAAUAACGUUAUACUCGACCACCAGGUAGUUAUUUUAUUAAUAUUUAUUAACUGGACUUCUAUUGGUCUACUUUAGUCUUGUAGCAUCAGUGCACAACUAAAAAAGAAAGAAAGAAAAAAUUCACCACACCAUAAACACCUCUAAACCUAACAAAUGACACAGCACUUUCGAAGAGACCUCACUAUCCACAAAAUGCAUAUACGAAAUUAGCAACCAACUGUGAUAACUGUGAGAAAUUUAGAUGUAUUUAUUACCAAAAUUGUGUUUAGGAAAUACUCCUAUAUAGUGUUUGUAUGAUUAGAAUCUUUUGUAUUUUUGUAUUUCAGAAAGAAAGAGUACACAGAGAAAUCUGGGAGAAAAAAAAAAAGAAAAAAAAAUGCUAAGCUAAUGCUAAAUCGAGCGAGGUGUGCUAAUUCUGUGUGACAGAACGCUAACAUGCUACUGUAUAUUCGAUUAGAGUUGUAUAUCUAUAUAUAGAUAGACAGAGAGAAAGAGAAAGAGUUUAUUCUAAAAUAAUAAUCAAAUGCACAAAAUGCGUGUUAUUUGCGUGUGAUAGUGAGAAAACCCACUUUUUUUUAAUAGUCAUUACACUUAUCUUUUUAAUAUCAGUAAGCAUAACUUUUUUUUUAACGGAUACAUCUUACAUAUUAAUUAAUUAUUAAUUGGAACUGUUUCCAGUUUUGAAUAAAAAUAAAAAUUAUUAUUAUUAUUUUUUUUUUUAAACCCCCCCACAGGAUUUAGUUGUUUUAUCUGUAAACCAGUUAAAGACAAUCAGAGCUGUUUUAGACGUGAUUCUACACAUAUUUUACACACUAUAAGGCGCACGACGAAAGCUCCGCCUGCCUUUUCUGUUGUUUUUAUUGGAUACUCCUUUACCCUGGUAGUCGACAAAAUUUCACGUCCCAUUAUCGUUGCUGUACUUCACGAUUAUAUGGCUUUUGUUCCAUUAAAAUUCGUUUUUGUGUUGUCAUUUUUAAGGGCAGUAUUUAUUUUUCUUUUUGUUUUUUUUAUUUUUAUCCCACUGAUGUUGCUGUAAUUAAGGGCUGUAUUGUUUUUAUCCCAUUAUAGAUUUGCUGACCUGUUACUGUUUCCACACCAGUAGUUUUCUCCCCUUCACCCGUUCCAAAACUUUUGACUUCUGCCAUAGUUUUUGUCCUCUUACGGUUACCAUUGUCAAAGAGCUGUGUUGGUUUUUCCCUUCUAUUUGUAAUGCCACUCUUUUUCCUGUUAGCUUUGCUGACGUAUUACUUUUUGUCUCCGUAGCAUUGCUGUACUUAUGGUCUAUAUAGUUUUUCCUCCAUUUAGGUCUGCGGUCCUGUUACUGUUUGAUCUUUUAAUGUUGCCGUAUUUAAACACGUGGUGUUGUUUUUGUCCCAUUAGAGUUGCCAUUACUUUUUUCAGAUUAGUGUCACCAACUCAUUUGUUUUUGUCCUGUUAGUUUCGAUAGAGUUCAGCCAUUGCUACAGUCCUGAUAUUAAUCUAGGAGUGGAGUUACGUUAAAUCAUUUAAACGCAAGAGAAAUACACAUCGUUCUGCGUCUUAGAGUUUGUAAAAUAUCUUACUAAAUGAUGGUAUAACUGCAGUGGACCUUUAGUCAUUGCUGCUAAUCCUGCUGAAGAGGAUUUUUACAAAACUCUCGACUCAGACACUGAGCCAGUUUGAUUCAGCCACUGGCAUUAAACAAAAAUACCUUAUUUUAUACAUGUCGCACUUUUAAUUCUUGGGCAGUGAAGCAUGUUACAGAAGCACAGAUCUCUUGGCUCUUCAAUCUGCUUGUCUGCUGGGAAAGCACACAUAGGGGUCUCCGAAUGAGCGUGAAACAAAAUGUGUAGAAAAUCCUUAACUGUACAUAAUCUGUGUUAUUCCAGUGUACUACUUUAGUGACUUUGUAUGUAUGUUUUUUUUUAAACGUUAAUAACAAGAUGUUAGUGAGAAAACAAUCCAGGCUCAUGCAAAAUUCGUAAGAUUCCUAACGAGCGAGAGCAAUCGAGACACGUUUCAUUUGGAGGAUGAUUUCCACCCACUCGCUCGAGUGAAUUCUUGCGAAUUUUGCUUUCGUGAGUCCACGUUGGCGAAACUGCAUGUACUUGAAGUCUGCAUGCAGAAGCAACUCUGUACGCUGUUUUUGAGUGUAAAAUAGAAAUAAAUUCUGUAUAAAAAAAACACAUAAAACAUAUUUUUUUGUUAAAAGAUAGUAUCAUAUCACGUACGUGUCGGGGGGUCGAUCUGGCUCACACGCUUUACUGUCGUCUGUAAACCUCGUAACAAAAACUAUUGUUCAAAACUGUGAUUAGAACAAUAAAGACUGAAUGCAUAUUUCCAACCGAUAUGAAUAACAGCUGUAUGGAGAAAUUAUAAUGCUGCUCUUGUGGGGUUGUGGGGGGGAAAUUAUGAAACUUACUUACGUACCAGAGACUGUUGGUUUUGUAUAUUACUGUUGUGUUUUUGUGAGUAUUAAAGUGUUCAAAUCUUGUACUACGGUCUGAAUCUUUAUCUCUUUAUUUAUUUAUUUAGACUCUAGAAGUAUUAAGUAAAUCACAGUCCAUAAUGUUACACCUUUAACUAUACACACACACACUACUUUAUUAGUAGCAUCUUUACAUUCAUGCUCAGUGCUGCCAUCAUGUGGCGGA